AUUUAAAAUGUACCUAUAAAAAACUAUUAUAUCGUAGGUACAUGGUGAUUUCAACAUAAAGAAUACCAAUUUUAACUUUAAAAGUUAUUUAUUAUACUAGAAUAUCUUUCUUUAAUGUACUUUUUUAUUGUGUAUUUUAGGAUGAAAUUGUGGAUAGUGUUGAUGCUGUGUGCAUUGUGCGCUGCGGCGGCACCAACCAUCGAGGAUGAGGAAUUCUCUUUGCCCAUGCCACCCGAAGAUAUAGAAAAGCUCGAUGCGGGUUCCCGCAACUUGCUCAUUAACGCCCUGAUUCGCCAGAUGUUCACGUAUAUCCGUCACGUCAUCAGGAACGGCUCUAUAAUAUUCAACACGCCGCCUCUAGACCCGCUCGAGCUGGAUCAUUAUCACUUUUACUUGCCUGCUGUGUUAAUCAAUUUGGACUUGGAUCUGAAAGAUGUUCUGGUCACAGGAAUUGGGGACUUUGUAGUGCAUAGAAGCAAUUUAAACAUGAAUACUCUAUCUUUUGAUGUCGAGAUCUCAGUCCCUAAAAUUAACAUUGAUGCUGGACAUUAUGACUUAGUUGGCGAUCUCUAUACUGCUAUUCCCCUUUACGGCAAAGGAAAAGCGAAGUUCGAGGUAGACAAUUAUGUUUUCCGUGCAGUUAUUUUCUUAAAACAAUCUGAAGAUGGAAAAUCAGUGCUUAUCGAUAGAAUCGAGUCACCCUCUUUUGCAAUUCCUGGAUUUAAGUCUGGUUUGACGGGCGUGAUCGGCGGUGGUGACAUCGACGCAAUAGUCAACGCCAUCACAGAGGAGGUCAUCAUGGACUACGUGAACAGGUUCCAAGCGGUGAUCGCGCGCAACGUUUCCAGUCUCAUAAUACACUUUGGCAAUCCUAUCUUGAACCAACUCGACACAUGGAGAUUCAUUGCUCCAUUUGUGCCGAGGCCUCGAUCUUAGAGACCACAACAAAUUGGUUUUAUUGAUUACAAAACUGGAUUAUUGACACUCACUAUACAUUACAGAUUUGUGAUGACAAAAAGCUAGAAAUUCGGAACUAAACUAUUUCUUAUUGUUUGUAAUAAAAAUGCAAAAAAUAAAUAAUUUAUAAGAAAUACCUCAAUUUUUUUUUUCAACAAAUAACCAUAUUUUAUGGAUCCUAAAUCAGUAUUAAGUAGCGGCAGUGGCAAUAAAAUA
Messenger RNA from Diatraea saccharalis (sugarcane borer), 1173 nucleotides. Lineage: Eukaryota; Metazoa; Arthropoda; Insecta; Lepidoptera; Crambidae. The record is from the annotation of a GenBank genome assembly.